This is a messenger RNA of Protobothrops mucrosquamatus (brown spotted pit viper), 1779 nucleotides long. RefSeq names its product CUB and zona pellucida-like domain-containing protein 1. Gene Ontology annotation, cellular component: cell surface. Bases 1 to 1773 code for a protein of 590 amino acids. Lineage: Eukaryota; Metazoa; Chordata; Lepidosauria; Squamata; Viperidae. The record is from RefSeq and is a predicted model, not a curated record. The transcript is spliced from 8 exons.
AUGCAUAAACAAUUGCACAGCAAAAUGCCUGCAAUGAGACAACAUGCUUCUGCAGCUAUUUUCUUGGUAUUUUUCUUUGGUUUGAGUUUUGCUGAACAAAAUCUGGCAGAGUUACAAGAACGGAAUUCAACAUGUAUGAAAACACUGCUGAGAAAUUACCAAGGGCUACCAAUUCAACUCAACGCAAGUGAAAAUUGCAUCUGGGAAAUAAAGGGAGAAAGGGAUAUGAACGAAACCAUUCGACUAAUUUUUUCUUAUGUGGAAUUUAGCCCACUGUCCUCAUGUGACGAAGAAUAUAUUGAAGUAUAUGACGGUCCCUCGACUAAUUCAUCUGUCUUAGGAAAAAUAUGCCGUACUCAAGACUCAGUAUUUCACUCAUCAUCUUCGACUUUAACGUUUCGCAUAUCAACAGAUUCCACAAAUUUUACACGAAAGAUCUAUGCAUUUUAUUACUAUAUUUCACCAGAAACACCUGUUUGCGGAGGUUACUUUACUAGCCCAGAAGGAACAUUCACCAGCCCAAACUACCCCAAGAAACACCCACCGUUUACGUAUUGUGUCUGGCAUAUAGAAACAGAACCAUAUACCAAGAUAAAUUUAAUUUUCAAGGACAUACUGAUAGAAGUUGAUGAAAAGUGCAGAUAUGAUUUUCUCGCCAUUUAUGACGGUCCAAGAUCUGAUUCUCCUUUAAUCAAAAAAGUGUGCGGUCAUUUAACUCCAACAUUUACAUCUUCGUCUAAUGCUAUGACAAUUGUGAUGUCUACGGACUAUGCUAAUUCUUACAGGGGCUUUUCAGCUCGCUACACAACUAUACCAAUAUCACAACCUAACACAUCCCUCAGUUGUUCUUCAGACAACAUGAUAAUUACUCUCAGCAAAUUUUACUUGGCUUCGCUCAACUAUAAUGCAAGUGUCUUACAUCUGAAUGACGAAACUUGCAAACCUAUUUCUUACAACCCAGUGAUAUUUUCUUUUCCAAUCAACAGCUGUGGAACAAUUAAAAAGACUGAAGGUCAAAGCAUCUCUUACAGCAAUAUUGUAACUGCCUACCCAACAGGCAUUGUGGUCACCCGCCAAAAGAAAGUUGAAAUUGUUGUGAAAUGUAUAAUGGAAAACAAUUCAACAGUAGAAGUUGUAUAUGUAACAGAAAGUGAACAUUUAGACAACACAACGACUGCGGGUAAAUACAAUCUCAGCAUGUCGUUCUAUGAAACAGACUCUUUCUCCAAACCAAUAUUUGAAACUCCAUACUUUGUUGACUUGAACCAAAUGCUCUAUGCACAGAUCAGCCUACAUUCCAGUGAUCCAAAUCUGGCAGUAUUUGUGGAUACUUGCACAGCAUCUCCAGACCUUAAUUCUAAAUCACCUAAAUAUGAUUUAGUUAAAAGUGGCUGCACUAAGGAUGAUACUUUUAUGGCCUAUCCCAUCCUUGAGCAUUUUGGGAGAUUCAGGUUCAGAUCCUUCAGAUUUCUAAAACAUUACCCAUCUGUUUAUCUUCACUGUGAAGUUUUAAUUUGCGACAGCAAGGAUUCUAAUUCUCGCUGCACCAAAGGUUGCAUUUCUCGGCAUAAAAGAGAGAUUUCUUCCUACAAAUGGAAAGGAGAUGCUGUGAUUGGACCCCUCAAACUGAAAAGAGAAGGAAGUUCCAUGGAUCGCUCAGGUGAGAAUGUUUUCUUGGAGUUGAUUACAUCAGUAGAUUUAACAGGUUUCAUUGGGAAUUGUUUAAGAGCACUUUCAGUAUUACAAAUAGCAAUCAAAGCAUGCUACCACUGAAUUGCA